AUGACGCUCUAUUACUCUCUCGUCUUUGCCCUCCUGGUCUUUGAGAUGGCCGUCUUCAUGGCCCUCAUUGUGCCUAUGCCCUUCACCGUGAAGAGCAAGCUUUUCACCUUCAUUUCGGAAAGCCCCAUCAUAGCCAAAUUACAAUAUGGCAUGAAGAUCACGUUUAUCUUCAUCCUCAUCCUGUUCAUCGACUCGGUGAACCGUGUCUACCGCGUCCAGGUGGAGUUGGCACAGGCCAAGUACCAGGGCGGUGGAGUUGCCGCCGUCGCAGGUAGCGAACGCAUGGAAGUCCAAGCCCGCAAAUUCUACUCCCAACGCAACAUGUACCUCUGCGGCUUCACCCUCUUUCUCUCCUUGAUCCUGAACCGCACCUACGUCAUGAUCCUGGACGUCCUCCGCCUUGAGGCCGAGGUCAAGCAGUACAAGGGUGAGAAGGGCGGGAACAGCAAGACUACGCAGAAGCUGAACGAGGCUGGUAAUGCUGGUGAGAUCUCUGGUUUGAGGGAGGAGUUGAGGAAGAGGGAUCGUGAUAUUGAGGUCUUGAAGAAGCAGGCCGGUGGUCUCAGUGAUGAGUAUGCCAGGCUGGGUGAUCAGUUCCACGUUUCUGACGGCACUCCCAAGAAGGACAAAUAG
This is a messenger RNA of Recurvomyces mirabilis, 633 nucleotides long. RefSeq names its product Endoplasmic reticulum transmembrane protein 3 (gene YET3). The record is from RefSeq and is a predicted model, not a curated record. The coding region runs from base 1 to 633 and encodes 210 amino acids. Gene Ontology annotation, cellular component: endoplasmic reticulum; endoplasmic reticulum membrane. Gene Ontology annotation, biological process: intracellular protein transport; endoplasmic reticulum to Golgi vesicle-mediated transport. Lineage: Eukaryota; Fungi; Ascomycota; Dothideomycetes; Mycosphaerellales; Teratosphaeriaceae. The transcript has 4 exons.